Molecule: messenger RNA, 5855 nt
Organism: Lates calcarifer (barramundi perch)
Lineage: Eukaryota; Metazoa; Chordata; Actinopteri; Centropomidae
Product: RNA-binding protein MEX3B
Exons: 5
Coding region: 170-2260 (696 amino acids)
Molecular function (GO): RNA binding
Source: RefSeq, a predicted model, not a curated record
GAUCACAGUGAGGGGAGGGCUGCAUGGGGAGCUAGAAAGACAAAACAAAAGCCACACAUUUCAACCAACAGGCGCGGGUCGCUUUUUAUUUUUUUGUAAACCAAGACAAAUUUGAUUCAUUAUUCAUAUUGAUUUCUGUUUAACGGCAAUAUUAUAAAACUUCUGCAUCAUGCCCAGUAGCACGUCUUUGCUGGAGGCCGACGAGGGAGAGUCCGAGGUCCCACCGCCGCUAGUGCACGCUUUCGCCGGUAUGGGCCUUGACGAGCACCACGGCACCCAGAGCCAAACCCCCGAACAAGGGGAUGAAAGCCUCCACUUUCAUCACCACCACCACCAGCUCCCCCCGGUUUCUCACUUCAGCCUCCUCGGUACGGUGCUAGACUUGAAGCCCCUGCCUCUGCAUCGACCGCCCUCGGGAGAUGAGGUGAACAUAACGGCGGUGCACGAAGACGAGGAGCCGGAGGUUGUACCCGCCCUCGACUCCUCGGGUUGCGCCGGUAGCUCCUUGCUAGCGCAGGCCCACCGCCACCAACACCUCGCGUCGGUGCCGGGUGGCUCCGUGAUGCCGUCCAGGAUGGAGCCGCCGCACGUCGAGACGGUCUUGUUGUACAACGGAGAAGAGCAGGAUGAUACCGGGGUCGGCGGCAGCGCAUUACCCCCGGGCAGCAGCAUGGUCAUUCCGCCGUCCGGCGUGUACGGAGAACCGGGCUACGAGGCCGAACCUUCGCUGUUGACUCGGCGAAAGAGCGUCAACACGACCGAGUGUGUGGCUGUGCCGAGCUCCGAGCACGUCGCGGAGAUCGUGGGCAGGCAGGGCUGUAAGAUUAAGGCACUUCGAGCCAAGACCAACACCUACAUCAAGACACCAGUGAGGGGCGAGCAGCCUGUCUUUGUUGUAACAGGGCGCAAAGAAGAUGUGGCCAUGGCUAAGAGGGAGAUCCUGUCUGCGGCAGAGCAUUUCUCCCUCAUCAGAGCCUCUCGGAACAAGACGGGCCCUCUGUCCUCUGUAACUGGUCCAGGAACCCCCACUCUACCUGGACAGACAACCAUUCAGGUGCGGGUACCCUAUCGUGUUGUUGGACUGGUCGUGGGUCCCAAAGGGGCAACCAUCAAACGCAUUCAACAACAAACCCACACCUACAUUGUGACGCCGAGUCGAGACAAAGAACCCGUGUUCGAGGUCACCGGGAUGCCGGAGAACGUGGACCGGGCGAGGGAAGAAAUAGAGGCACACAUCGCCCUCCGCACGGGAACCUGUGGGGGUAUCGAGGCUCCAGGUGUAGACAACAAUGACUUUCAAUUCAACGGGACGGACGUCAGCUUUGAGAGCUCUGCAACACCAGUUGGGUUGGGGGAGGCUGGGUGGCUUCAUGCAGGUACUUCAUCACCGAGUAGUGGUGGUGGCGGCGGCAGCGGCUUGCUGCCAAUGAGCAUCAACGGUACUCAGCGAAUCAAUAGCAAUAUUAACAGUGGUGUCAGGAUGUCUUCCACCUACCGCAAUGACAGCUCCAGCUCCCUGGGCAGCGGCUCCAGCUCGGCCGAUUCUUUCUACGGCAGUGGGAAUGGUAACCGGAUGGCAGAUUUCAGCCCGACCUGUCCAUUCAAUGCCAAUGCUAACAACAACAACAACAGUAACGCUGGCAGUACAGCUUUGUGUUUUAGUGAGAGCCUUCUUCCCGUGGGGUUUGAGGAGCUGGUCACUCUCGGAGGUGGAGGCUCCUCCUCAGGAAUUGACCCGUUAACCAUCUCCACUGCCCAAGCCUCGCACCCCGCUGCACAGCCACACAUCUGGAGCCCCUUUGUGGACCACCAGCCCCCCCAGGCCUUUGAUGUUCUUCAGUCUCAGACCAGCCAGCCUGGGACGCCUCGGCUCUCUCCAACCUUCUCUGGGACAGAAGCCCUGGAGCACCCUCAGGCCCAGCGUGUUCACCGAGGGCCUUUUGGUUCGGCCGGGGCCCUCGACGCCCACAGGUUCCCCUCUUACAGCUCGGCCUUUUCCUCUUCCAGUGAAAGCACCACCUCCUCUUCUUCUCCUCCCGAUUUCUCCCUCUCCUACCGACCGGGGCUCGGACCAGCAGCCGGGAGAGGACAGGAGAUAUGUAUCCACUGUAUGGAUAACCAGGUGAUCGCUGCCUUGGUUCCCUGCGGCCAUAACCUCUUCUGUCUAGAUUGUGCCACCCAGAUAUGCCAGGGUCCAGAGCCUGUGUGCCCCGUGUGCCUGUCCCCGGUCACACAGGCCAUUCAGCUCCGCAACAUGUGAUUUUAAUCCAUUUACUUUGAUGGCUGAUGAGGGAUCAGCCUCCCCAACACUUCCAACUCAUUAUACAUGCGUGUGGGGGAAAUUACAAAACUGACCCCAAAUCAGUGUCUAGGCGCAUCCUCGCCCCGGUUUUGUUCAAGCUGGUGUUGUCAAAGGUGAGGAAGAAUAGGUGAAUGAGGAAUGAUCUGUAUUUAGGGCAUGGGUUAGGGUCUUCAGCCCGUUCGCGUGCCUGCUAUUGUGAAGUCUUCUUCCUUGAUUGAUUGAUUGAUUGAUCAAUGGGAGGGUUGGAAGCCCUCUAUGUAGCAUUGGGAGGGGUGGGAGAUAUAUAUAUAUAUAUAUAUAUAUAUAUAUAUAUAUAUAUAUAUAUAUUAUUUUUUUUUUUCCUUUCUCAUCAUGAUUUUUGAUUUACAUUUUCUUCUCCCUGAAACUUCUAGUUAUCAGUUUCUGCCUACCUAUAUUUUAUUUUUAUUUUAAAUGUUCUUUGAAUUCUAUUAGAACUCUAUAUUGAACUUUAUUAGAUAUACAAUGUUGGCUUUUUGGGUCAAAGUUUUUGUUGUCUACAUCUCAAAAGUUUUUUUUUUUCUUUUUUAACUUUUGCUGCUACGGUUGUUUUUCUGUGCUGAAAUGUGGCCCAGCCCCUUUGCCUCUCAGUUAUUGUGCUCAUGACAGGAAACUGAGGAAAAAAGAAGAGAUGAGCAUGUUUACAUAUAUUAAGUCCCACAUAUGAUUAUGUAUAAAUUAAUAAUAUUCUCCUCGUUACCACAGCAUUUGAAUGCUUACUACAGUAAACUGGAUAUGUACACAUACUACAUUAUCCUAGCAAAUGCCACCCGGUCCCAGGUAAUUUGCAGAAUUAUUAUCAGGCUAGUAAAGUGUAUCUUUGCUUCUUUAAACAGGAUAUAAUGUUUACACGCUCAAGAUCAGAAAUCAGAAUCUUUGAUUAUAUCGCUGACAUUAACAGCAUAUUGAUUCACAUGCAGACCUACCCACAGAGGGUUUUUAAACCAAGUGGGUCAAAUCUACACCUGCAAAGUUGUCACUCCCCAGUGGCAACCUCUUGUUGUCACAGGUUUCUUUCUUUCCCAGACUGGAACCAACAAGUGGGUAACUCCUUUUUGUAGUUUUGAGUACCAAGAUGUUGCACCACUUCAGUAUCGCCACGUUGCUUUCCAUUUCUACUUUUUAAAAAACUGUUUACGGUAAACUUGUGCCUAAUUCUGUUCUGAGUAAACAAAAAGAAAACUGGUUCAAGCGGACACACAGUGUUGCUCUGUCUUAAAACAAACUUGUGGCCUUUUUGGAAAGCCUGUAAUUAACUGACAACACUAUCUACAAAUCCAGAUCUUAGCUUGAAAGAACACAAACUGACAGACCGAAGUCUUAAUGUAUUUGUCGAAGUUCAAUCUCUUAGAUGCAUCUUGGUGGAACAAAGAUUAUAUCACAGGGAUGUUUUCUUUUACCUCCGUAGUAUUUACCACCUACUUUCAACACCAAACACUCCCAUUUUUAUAUUUUUUCCCUCUUGUUUCUUUUUUUUUCUUUUUCUUUUUUGCCUUUUUGUCUAUAUCUUGUUUGGGAAACCAUGUGCUGGUUUUCACCCAGAAAGAUAUGCACAGCUUUUACCCUUGGUAACAUUCCUCCUCCCCUGUAUUGUAGUUACUUUUGUGGAUGGUAUGAGUAUGGAUAAUUAAUACUUGAUCCUCACCUGGGAGUCAAAAGAGCUGAUAUUCUAUGAAACUAUACUAUGAAGACAGAUGUAAUCUGGAACAAACCCCCGUACUGCACAGACGGGCUGCUGACUUUUCAGCCAUCUCAAUAGGUAUCCUUUUCUUUAACUUGAAUGUUCUUUCACUUGGACUGCUCCACCCUGUGGUCCUCUCCUCACAGCCAUUGUGUGUCCUUUUUGGUCACAAACAAAAUAAUUCCAUUUGGACACAAAAUUGAGUAUGGCGACUGCCCCAUCACUUAACUCUUUCUAUUAAUCUCAUGUUUCGUCUACCAGGCCUAUGCAAAAAAUGUCUCCGUAUGUUAACUGCAGGGGGAAGCACCAGAUAAAGUAACCUCCUCGGGUUUUAGUUACAGAGCUCAAACAAUCGUGGACUUAAACUCGUAGACAGACGAAUACCUUUGGUUUUUUCUACUACAUUUCAGUCGAGGUUAAUCUUUGAAACCUGCUUUAAUGCACUGAUGAGAUGUUUCAAUGGUACACACGUUGCUUCUCGUGUUUCAUCAGCUCCUCUGCUGUCAUCCUGUGCCCAACUAAACACAGCCUUCCCCCAUACCUUAUCACACUAUUGACCAGCUGGGACUUCAGACACAUUUGGAUUUUUGUGUUUUUACCCCUUAACCUUGUGCAUCUGUCCACUCCUCUUCCUGAAAAGUGAAGAAAAGGUACAAAUUGGUGGAAAUCAUCUCAAAUCUUAGCUUUAAACACCAGUGUUUCUUUAGACUUUAUUUUUUACAGGAUUGAAAGAGUCGAUGGACAUUUCAAAGAGGAAGCAGCUGGAAUGAUUUCAUCUUGGACUGUGCUUACACUACAUAAGGUCAAUACUGUUGCUUUACUGAGUGGACUUUGGACCGCAGUCCCUCCAGCAUUCCAGCUGUAAACAGUAUUUGGGAGUUAAAUUUCAUCGCUUAGCUGUUUCUUAAAUAUCUUCUCUUACAUGGAUGCUUGAGCUUUCUUGGGGAAAUGGAACCAAACGAGUCCCAAAAGUGCAAAAAACCCAUCUGCUUCUGCUCCCUUGGGUCUUCUAUCCGUCCUUUUAUUUUACUUCUCUCCGCUCUACGAAGGGUUGAUCUCUCUUUGCUCUGUUUCUCUCUCUGAGGGAAUGCAAUACACUGUCGACCCUCAGUUUGACAUGAAUCUAUUGACAUUUUUGUGUAUAUGAUAUUACUGUUAAUGACUGAUAAAUAUACAGAACUUAUUUUUAUUUUGUUACAUUUCAUAUAUAUAUAUAUACAUAAAUAUAUCUAUAUUAAAAUGUUUACAAUAAGAUUUUUUAAUUUUUCUUUUUUUGUUUUUUACUUUCUCUGAGUGAUUAAGUGAAUGAAGAGUUGGAAACCCAGAAAUGUUGCAGGAGAGUGUCAAUGCUAUCUGCUUGUAGUAUAGUAAUUAGUUAACAGUAUUGAUGAUAAUAGUAUUGAUAGCUGCCGUUUAACCUAGUGGAAAAUGGAAUGUGCAUCACGAGCAUGUCUUCAUAAUGUACCGCCAAUGUAAAACGUCACACUGCAACUGUAAAAAGGCCAAGGAUUCAAGCUGCCUGUCAUGUCUGUACGCCACCAAAUUAAGAACGGUAUACUGUAAAAUGUAUCUUAGAUUAUCUAUAUAUAAAUACAUAUAUUGUUAAGCUGUUCCAACAGUUCAAAGUAUUUGCUAAUUUUACUACACUUUUGUUAUGUAUAUGUGGGGGGAGUCUUAUGGCAUAUAAAUUCUUCAAAUUGAGUCAGGAGUUUAAAAGCAGACUAUAUUUUAUAACGGCCUUUUAAGUUAUUGCGGCCAAAGCACUGAUAUUAUAUAUUUGCUGUAAAGAGAAUUUAAGAGUUUUAUUUUUCUGAUAUUAAAGUUACUUAAUAAAGACUGUUUCAUUUAAAGCCA